CCCUUAUAAAUAAUAAUUGUAAUUCGCACAUCACUAAAAAUUAUAAACAGAACAUAAGCAUUAUCAACCCAUAAAUGGAUUACAUUCGUUCAAUUUUUGAGUGUUUGGCUUCGCUUUGCAGUUGUUGGCACUGUUCAGAGGACUUGGGGAGUCAGGGAAUUGAACCAAGCGAAAGAACUCAUCUUCUGGCAGAUUCAGUUAAUCAAAGUCCAGCAUUACGAAGAAGUAACUCAGCUGAUUUAAGCAAUGAUUAUUCCCAGUCGCUGCCAAAAAAGGACGACCAAAAUGCACUGUCCAGAUUAGUACAAAACACAGCAAUAAACAUGAUAAACGUCGGUGCUAUGGAUUCUCACACUUUGGAGCAUCAGGAGUAUACGGACAGAAUAAAAUUAUAUUCACAACGCCUUCAGCAGCAGUGGAACAACGUUCAACAUCCCUGUGUCGUACUGAAAGGUCUUUUGAAAGAUGUACCAAAUCACCAGUCUUGUGUAUCGAAAGCUAUUCACUCCGAUGAUACUGCUCAGAUGAAAAUGUUCAUUCAGAAAUCGCAUUCCGGAGCCUUGGGUAUACAAAUUGAUCACAGAGAAGCUGUUGUUGUUCCUUUUCAUAUCCCUUAGUAAGACAUAACAGAAUGUAAUGUUUAAUAUAUAUAUAUAUAUGUAUACACAUAAUACAAAAUUAAAUUUGAUUGUGAUGAAGUUAUUGGUAUAUGCAUUAAAGCUGUAAUAUAUUUUGUAAGAAUUUGCUAAAGAACCGAAUAUGUGUAACCUUAUAUUAAAAAAUACAAACAAAUUUGA
Molecule: messenger RNA, 797 nt
Organism: Drosophila innubila
Lineage: Eukaryota; Metazoa; Arthropoda; Insecta; Diptera; Drosophilidae
Gene: Lamtor1
Exons: 5
Coding region: 75-617 (180 amino acids)
Biological process (GO): regulation of receptor recycling; lysosome organization; endosomal transport
Cellular component (GO): Ragulator complex; membrane raft; late endosome membrane
Molecular function (GO): molecular adaptor activity; guanyl-nucleotide exchange factor activity
Source: RefSeq, a predicted model, not a curated record